CUUGAACAUUACCUAAAGGUUUCGUGACAAUAUUGCUAUGGGAAGUAUAAAAGUAAACAUCGAAAAUGUUUCGGAAAAAAUCAAGGGAUCCGUUGAUUCUAUAAUCAAGAGAAGUGGAUUUAGAAAACAAGAAGUAGAGAUACGGAGAAUCGACACGAAUAAAGGUAACUUUCUAGGACGAUUGUAUGAAGUAAACAUAAAAGGUGUGACUGACACAGGAGAGAAGGAAUUGAACAUUUUUUUCAAAGAGGAGCUAGUUAUAGAAAAAAUAAAGUUGGUUGAUGUAAAAGAAGCAUACAGCAAGGAGAUUUUCAUAUAUAAACACUUUGCAAAGAUUGCUAAUGAACUACAAGAAGAAGUGAAGGUACCAGAGUCCGAGAGAUACAGAUUUACAAACGCGUACGAUGAAACAACAGACGGACUGAUCAUUCUUGAAAACUUAUCGAUGAGAGGUUUUAAGACUUACUUCAAAAUGGAUGUAAUGCCGAUCGAGUACGCAGAAAUAAGCAUUAAAAAUUUAGCAAGAUUUCAUGCUCUGUCCUUUGCAAUAGAGAACAAAAUGCCAAUUUUUUUUGAAAGAGAAAUCAAAAGUCUGAGUAAAUCUUUUAAUAUGGAUGACGAUUUUCAUACAUUUCUCAGGAAUAUAAGCGAAACUACUGCUAAUAUGUUAGAUGAAGACGACAAACAAAAACUUCUAAAGUUUAAGCCUGUGUUGACAAAUAAAUUUUCGAAAUACUUUGUUAAUGAAGGAAAAUUUAAAUGUUGUAUGAACCAUGGAGACUAUCGUAUAAACAACGUUUUGGUUAGAGAAGAGGAAGGAGUACCAAAAGAGGUGAUGGCAGUUGACUACCAGCUUAUAGACUACGGCUACAUUCUCCGAGACUUCAUGUUCUUCAUAUUCACCGGAACCGACAGAGAGUUCAGGCAUAAACAUCUAAACAACUUAAAAAAUAUGUAUUUUGAAACGAUGAAAACAUUCUUAAGAUAUUUCGACUUGGACAUAGACGAUAUUUAUUCUAGAGACACGUUUGAUGAGGAAUAUAAAGCUAUGCUAGAUCUCGGUCUAAUGAUAGGCCUAUAUUGUUCUAUAUUUGUGUUUAGCGCUGAAGAUUCUGACUUCAGUCUGGAGAGUAAAUCUCUGACUGAGCUGGACGUUGGAAAUCUGGACAGGAGGUAUACGCCGAGACUAAAAGGGUUAGUGGACGAUUUUAUUGAAUGGGGGAUUUUGGGAAUAUAAUUUUAGCUU
Aricia agestis (brown argus) is the source of this 1246-nucleotide messenger RNA. RefSeq lists its product as uncharacterized. The record is from RefSeq and is a predicted model, not a curated record. The transcript is spliced from 2 exons. Bases 38 to 1237 code for a protein of 399 amino acids. NCBI's taxonomy places the organism in Eukaryota, Metazoa, Arthropoda, Insecta, Lepidoptera, Lycaenidae.